Molecule: messenger RNA, 1177 nt
Organism: Coffea eugenioides
Lineage: Eukaryota; Viridiplantae; Streptophyta; Magnoliopsida; Gentianales; Rubiaceae
Product: transcription factor DUO1
Exons: 3
Coding region: 1-942 (313 amino acids)
Source: RefSeq, a predicted model, not a curated record
AUGGGUGAGAUAAAGAAAGGCCCCUGGAAAGCAGAAGAAGAUGAGGUUCUGAUAAACCAUGUCAAGAAAUAUGGCCCCAGAGACUGGAGCUCCAUUCGAUCCAAAGGCCUUUUGCAGCGUACUGGCAAGUCUUGUCGCCUCCGUUGGGUUAAUAAACUUCGACCCAACUUAAAGAACGGGGUAAAGUUCUCUGCAGAGGAGGAGAGGAUUGUAAUAGAUCUUCAAGCACAAUUUGGGAAUAAGUGGGCAAAAAUUGCAACGUAUUUGCCUGGGAGAACAGACAAUGAUGUCAAGAACUUUUGGAGUAGCAGGCAGAAGAGGUUGGCGAGGAUCUUGCAAACCCCUGCAUCAUCAUCAUCAUCAUCAUCAAAUAGGUCACAAAGAAACAAGCACGUCCCUGCUAUUCAUGAUGUUCCUCCUUUUGAGGCAUCCAAGUUCAGUUCUUCAAGUGAGGAAGACUCGCUGCCUAAAUCCCAGUCUUGCUUAUCAUUAUAUACCGUAAAAUCUCUGACAGUGGAAAUGGAAAUGGUGCCAUUACCAGAGCUAAUGCAUCCCAACACACUCAAUUAUGAGCAGAGUUUCCUUCCACCCGAGUUUGAUUUGAUUGAGAAGAAGCCAUGCAUUGAGACACUAUCACAGCUUCCUUUUCCUCAGAUUCCUAACUUCCAAUCGGAGUUCGCACUUUCACUGGAAAACAACGAAGUUGUCACGAGACUUGGGGAUCCUAACUACUUGGAGGCUUUUGGAAGUAGCAUUUCUUCUGAAUUAGGCAAUGUGCAACUCCCCAUCAUGCCUACGUGUUUCGAAUCAGAGAGAAGAAGCACUCAAAUUGCUGCAAAGUGUGAAAUUGGCAACCCUGUGACUCCAGAUAGCUUCGUGGAUGACUUCCCCAUAGAUAUAUUUGAUCAUAUUGAACCCCUUCCUAGCCCAUUAGACUGGUGAUGGCAGCAUUUUGGAGUGGUUGCAUAUGAUCUCGGGCGGCCUAGCUUCUUUUCAUUUCAAGUCUUAAGGCAGUAAUGUUUAGUCAGUCCGUAUUCAUUAUUGUGUAAGCGUUUGACAAUAUAACUAGUCGAACAUCGUAUUAAAUUUCUUUGAAUGUAUCCGUUAGGUUAGGCUGAUUUGCUAUUUUGAAUCAAUCUAUCAUGUUUCUAAAGAUUUUGCAAUGCUGGUGCUGCAU